This is a messenger RNA of Papilio xuthus (Asian swallowtail), 1446 nucleotides long. Its product is annotated as leukocyte receptor cluster member 1 homolog. The transcript is spliced from 2 exons. The record is from RefSeq and is a predicted model, not a curated record. Bases 176 to 1048 code for a protein of 290 amino acids. NCBI's taxonomy places the organism in Eukaryota, Metazoa, Arthropoda, Insecta, Lepidoptera, Papilionidae.
AUUAUCAGCACAGUAAUUUCAAAGGAGAGCUUUGGCGAUAUCAUUGUAAAUACGACGGGGUCCAUUAUUAAUUAAAAGAAGAAAAAGUAGUAACUUGAGCCUACUGAACAAAACGAAACGUUCAACUUUAAUCACAAUUUUCUGGCGUUCGUGUUAAUAAACAUUGAUUUUUAAAAUGAAUAUUCUUCCAAAGAAAAGAUGGCAUGUGAGGACGAAAGAAAACAUAGCAAGGGUAAGGAAAGAUGAAGCUGAAGCAGCUGAAAAAGAAAGGCAAGAGAGAUUACGUAUAGAGAUUGCCAAUAAAGAAGCCCGUCUUCAUGUCUUGAAACAAAAAAGUAAACAAAAGUUACAAGAUUUAGAUGUCAAAUUAUGUGAAAAAGAUCCUACAGUUGCUAAACCUGACCAUAUUAAUUUAUUUGAAGAUUUAGAGCAUUCAGUAUCUACAACUAAUAAAGAUCAUGACUUGGAAGCAAAAGAAAAGAAGGAAGAAUAUGAAAAAAAGAUUGGUUAUUUGACAUAUCUCGGGCAAGAUACCAAUGAAGCUCAAAAAAAGAAAAACUGGUAUGAAGUGCCACCAGAGUCAUCUAGGUAUGCACGGUCUACUGAAAUAAAGGAUACAUAUGAAAAACUUGUUUUGAAAGACCCUGAUGGUAAACCAAAAGAAAAAGAAUUAGACAUAAAAAAUGGUGAGGUUUGCUGGAAAGCCAAACAGAAAUUAGAUCCCAUGAAUGCUUUUAAGUCAUUUUGCUCACAAAACAAAGCUAAUAAUGAAAGUAGUGCAAAAGAAGCCAGCUCCAAAAAUUCUAAUCAAAUAUUAAGUAAACUUAAACGUAAAAACAAUAACAUAAACGAGAAAGAAGAAAAGCUUAAAAAAUUAAGAGAAGCAAGGUUAAAGAGGGAACAGCAAGAAAAAUACAGAACUGAAAUGUUCUUGAAGAAACUUGGUGGAGCGGAAUCACCAAUCGAUGAACAACCAAAAUUACCUAAAGUAACACCUAAAUACAAUUCCCAAUUUAACCCUGAAUUAGCUAGACAAAAUUAUAGAUAGUAUAAACAUAUCAACUAUAUGUUUUGUCUACAACAAUGAAACUGUGCUUUUGAAUAACUCUACCUAUAAUCAAGCAGGAAUGUGGUAAUUAAUAGAAAUUGUGCAUUGUGUUGUUGAAUCUAAACUUUUGCAAUCCACAACUUUGUCACUAUUUCUGAGAUUACCUAGAACAAAGGUGGAUUUCAUUGAUUUUAUUCAAAUAGUCAUCCCUUACAUACGGUAGGCUCCGAGCCUCUCCUUGGGGACUUAUAGUGAGCUGAUAAUGAUGGUUCAAAUUGAUCAAGUAUCCAAAAUGUUGUCCUAAUCCAUUGAAAUAAUCACAACAGAGAUAAUGUUAUAUUUAUUAAAUUAAGUUUAAAUGAUUUUUUUCACAGUUAUAUUAUAAAUUUUAACAAUAU